Molecule: messenger RNA, 1062 nt
Organism: Symbiodinium natans
Lineage: Eukaryota; Dinophyceae; Suessiales; Symbiodiniaceae
Source: the annotation of a GenBank genome assembly
AUGGCGUGCUGUCCAUGCUGGGAGGCGCUGACUGGCCAGAAGGACGCCUUGCAACUCUCUCCCCGUCAGGUGCCGGUCUCGGCACUGAUAUUGGGAACUGCACCUCUGGGCUGCGGCUGGGCCGGCGAUGUCUCAGAGAAAGAGGCAGAGGCCACCGUCUUGGAGGCGCUGUCGAUGGGCAUCCGCGAUUUGGACACCGCUCCGUGGUAUGGAGCUGGAUUGUCCGAAGAGCGAAUCGGCAAAGUGCUUGCUCAAGCCCAAAGCACUGCGACAAAGGAGCCAGUGAGCAUAGCGACCAAGGUUGGAAGAUUUAUGGUGAAGAAGACGGAAUCCUCUUCGUACGGGCAUCGCGUGGAGACCGCCUAUGACUUCUACACUGAUGCAUACCACAGCGACAUCCCGGUGUGGGAUUACCGCAAGGAAGGAGUUGAAGAGAGCUUGCGGCAGUCCAGGCGAAGGCUUCAGAGAGAUUUCAUAGAUUGCCUUCGGAUACACGAUGCGGAGGAUCCUGAUCGCUGGGAGGAAGCGUGCAGUUCCAACGGGGGCGUGGAUACCCUGGUGUCUUUGCGGAAUAGAGGUGAAAUUGGACAAGUCAGCCUGGGAGCCUUAGCUGAGAAUUUGGUCAAGAAGACCAUCGUGCGAUUUCCUAUCGGUACCUUUGACAACAUCAUGGUUGCACAAACUUGGAACCUCCUGGAUCAGUCAGCAUACCCACUUCUGCUCGAGUGCGAGAAGCGGGGGAUCAGAGUGCAGUUGGCAGCCGUGUUUUGCGCCGGCCUACUGUGGGGGCAGGGCCUCUACAAGUACACCAGCACUGUGCCGCCCGAAGCUGCAGACAAGGCCAGACGCUGGGAAGAGAUUGUCCGCCCGUUUGGCCUAAGCUUGCCCGCUGUGGCUCUGGCCUUUGCCUACCUGCCAACCUGCGUGGAGAGGAUCGCGAUUGGUUGUGCCUCUGCGGAACACGUGCGCAGCAAUGUCAAGCUCUGCAACACUGAAGUGCCACUCGAACUUUGGAGAAAAGCCAAGGAGCAAGGACUCUUGCCAAACUUCCUGAAUCUUUAA